Messenger RNA from Neolamprologus brichardi, 1169 nucleotides. The record is from RefSeq and is a predicted model, not a curated record. Lineage: Eukaryota; Metazoa; Chordata; Actinopteri; Cichliformes; Cichlidae.
AUGGCAAGAAUGUCUGUCGACAAGAAUGAUCGCGAAGGGUUUAACAGUGGUUUGACCCAACGGCAGUUCCAUGGCAAACGGACAGCGGUAGAUGAGAUGAGGAUAGUGAAGGAGGAAGAGAAUCCAACGCUGGUGGAAAGGAGAGAAGAGGCUGUGGCAGCAGCCAGGAUGAAGAUGCAAGAAGAGCUCGAUGCCAAAGCGUCCAUCUUUAGAGAGAAACAGAAACUGCAAGAAGAGGAGAGGAGGAGGCAGAAAAUAGAGAUGUGGGAGAGCAUGCAGCAGGGGAAGAGUUAUAAAGGAGCUACAAAACUCUCUCAGGUACUUUUUCACCUGAAACAUUUGUGUUUGUGCUGCUCUGUGGAAGGGUGUGUCCUCAAGUCUUUUUCUUUAAAGUGCGGCUGUUAUGAUACUCGUUCAUUUAACAAGUUAUUUAGACAGUUUCACUGGGAGGUUGUGGUGUGGAUUGUUGUAACAGUGGCGCCUUCAGUUGAUCUGUUUGCUGUAUCUGGACUUCCUUUCUUCUUUGCAUGUUUUACAGAUUACAAUCCCCUCACCGGACAGGGAGGAGGAGGUUCUUGUUCCUGGAGACCUGGCAGGAGAGGACCCUCGUCUGGUGGAUGAGGUUAAAGAAGGUUGGAGGCGCUGGACUGCUGGACCUUUGACCUCUGACAUCCUGAUGUUCACACUGGCUGUGGAAAUUAAGCUGAUAAUGUCACCUACGCCAUGCUUUAUUAGAGUUCAGAAUACUUCAUAGUUGUUGAUCAGUUGGCAUAAUUAAUGACCUGCACCUGCAUCUUAUUUCUCUUUGGUGUUCAGCCCAUUGUGUGCUUUUAGUCGAUAACUGAACUGACAAUUAUCUGCUUGUCAUGAAGCCAUUCCUAUAAACGGUUAUAACCAGUAGGGUUGGCUGAUGAUUUCCACACAACCAGUGUGUGUGAGUGCGUGUGUGUGUGUGGGGGGGGGUGUCCUUAUAUAUUUUAUUUUGUUUAUACCUAAGUGUGCCACUAUAGCUAAUAGUUUAUAUCCAGGACUCUAGCUGGUGCAUAAAACAGAAUGAAAUUGAACUUUCGGAUUAUAUCGUUGAAAAAUUGAUAUAUAAAAAUGGAGGUUCUGUACAUUGUUGUGCUCAUUUGCAUUAUACAAUAAAGAAUACAGUGCAGGAUUUUAAA